AUGGAUUUUGACAAUAAUCUUUUUCCCAAAAACAAUUCUAAAACUCUAGACAGACCUGAUUCAGUUAUUAACUUCUUCAUGAACCAUGGAUUCAGCAAAACCCAGAUCUUAGAUCUCAUCAGAAAACGCCCAACACUUUUCUUAUCAGAUCCCAACAAAAUCUUUUUACCCAAAUUCGAGUUCUUUUACUCCAUUGGCAUUUCCAGCACCGAGCUCGCAAAUAUGGUAUCCAUGAGCCCAAUUAUAUUGACGUAUAGCUUGGAGAACCAUAUCAUCCCAUCUUUCACUUUGUUCAUAAAUUUAUUUCAUUCAAAUGAUAAGUUUAUCACGGCCUUUAAACGAUUUCCUAGGAUUGUAGACUGCUAUCGCAGUGAUAUUACAUUCUCCAACAUUGAAAACUUGAGACAACACAGCGUGUUCGAUUCAAAUAUUAUGUACGGACUUAUUGGUUAUGGUAGGCCACUCAACGUAAAGCCUGAUAGAUUCAAUGAGGUAGUGGAGGAUGUUAAGAAAAUGGGUUUCAACCCUACAGACAUCAACUUUGUUAUAGUGGUUCGAGCAUUGAAUUUGAAGUUAAUGAGCAAAACAACAUUGAAAAUGAGGAUGGAGGUUUAUCAGAAGUGGGGUUGGUAUGAGGAAGAAACAAUGUUGGCUUUUACAAAAUGUCUGUGCUGUAUGAUGAUAUCAGAGGAGAAAAUAAAUGCGGUGCUGAAUUUCUAUGUCAACACAAUGGGUUGGGAGUCUUCCCUAAUUGCCCAUCGUCCAGAAUUAAUGUCACUGAGCUUGGGUUUGAUUAAGAAACCUGUUAGUACAGAGGUAUUGUUGAAAUCCACAGAGAGUGUUUUCCUCAAGAAGUUUGUGAACUGUUAUGAGGAAGCUCCUGAGUUGUUGAAAUUAUAUCAAGAAAAAUUGGACCUACUUCCUAACUGA
Messenger RNA from Cornus florida, 930 nucleotides. RefSeq lists its product as uncharacterized. Gene Ontology annotation, biological process: chloroplast organization; regulation of DNA-templated transcription. Gene Ontology annotation, molecular function: double-stranded DNA binding. The record is from RefSeq and is a predicted model, not a curated record. Gene Ontology annotation, cellular component: chloroplast. Bases 1 to 930 code for a protein of 309 amino acids. The transcript is spliced from 2 exons. NCBI's taxonomy places the organism in Eukaryota, Viridiplantae, Streptophyta, Magnoliopsida, Cornales, Cornaceae.